Molecule: messenger RNA, 1725 nt
Organism: Toxoplasma gondii ME49
Lineage: Eukaryota; Apicomplexa; Conoidasida; Eucoccidiorida; Sarcocystidae
Gene: SRS53D
Product: SAG-related sequence SRS53D
Exons: 2
Coding region: 244-1725 (493 amino acids)
Cellular component (GO): membrane
Source: RefSeq, a predicted model, not a curated record
UUCAUCUUACGUAAAUCCCCCUCAUUAACAGUUCAACUACCAAAAGAUGAGAACAUUUCGACAACAAGAGACCUGAGCAGUCUCUCUGCAGAAACAUUUCCCUCAGCUCCUUCAGGUCUCCGUAGAAAGAGCUUUAUUUUUGCCUGUUCUAGCUGCUUUCGCGUCCAGUGCUGAGCUGCUGGUUUCCUCCAGACACUUGUGCGGACUCUCGACGAGAGUUUUCGGAGGGAAAACGUGCACAAAAUGAGGCAAAAGACAGUUAAUGUGCAAUUGUCCUGGGCAUGCCGGGGUCACCUAGCCAAGAACCCGUUAGCGCCCCCCAUCACCAACCCUCCAUGCUGUCUGCCUCGACACGGGAGCGCCCCCCGGAGUUUGUCCCGUCCGCAGCCGUCCCGUCCGUUGGACAAAACGACGUGGACGACGACUUGUGUCUCAAACGAAAUGAAUGAUCUGCCCAGUACGCUGGAGUUUCUGACAAGAACAAACCCGAUGCUGCACUUCUCUUUAGCAGACAAAAAAACCUGCGGUCUACAACCUCUGAAAAACUCAGCAGGUGCUCGGCUCUUCUGCCAUUUUGAUACGACAGAGUCGCCUUCGGUUCAACUCAACCAUUACAGCGAGCGCGGAUCUCCACAAGUCCGUUGCAACGAAUAUUCCUUUCGAAUACCUGCUGUAGGUUGUCCCGCGUCUCUUUCUCCCAGAAAAGUGGUGACGAUGGCGGGAGCUCAAGUUAUUUUUUCGGAGGUGAGAAUGACAGGGGCUCUGUUUUUGGUUGUGGUCGGGCUCAUGUCCACUGCAGCUCUGGGGAAUAACGGACAGGGCGACGAAGCGUCUAAAUACACAUGUACAACACCUGGCGCUCAAACUGGCAUAUCUGUCACAGUUGACACAACAACCAAGAAAGUCAUGUUCAUAUGCGAUGCGGAGAACCGCAAUGUGCUACCGUCAACCACCACCACAAAGCUCACCAAGUUCUACAACGACAAAGAUAUGCCAGAAGAGAUGGAGUUGGACAAGGUUUUCGGCGAAGGCUCGGAAGCCACUAUCAUGACUGAAAAUGGAGACUCCACGUCAAAAACGACGGUCGUUCUGACGCUGGGAGAACUGCCUGAAAAGUCGACGACAAUAUAUUUCGGUUGCACCAGCACUGCUACGUCCGCCGGUGCAGUGGCUCGUCUUGGAAGAGCCGACAGAGUGUCUGAAACGCCCGUCACGCCAAACCCCCUCGAUGGCAAAUGUAUCGUCACAGUGACAGUUCCUGCCGACCCAGCUGCCAACACAUGCACUCUUACAAAGGGAAACAUGAACCUCGAAAUCAGCAGCACAUCCAAGAGCGUCUCCUUCCAGUGCGACACAGACAUUGCCGUAUUGAAUCCAGAAACUGUUCCAGUUAUGGUAUACGAUGAAUCGUGUAAGGAGGAAGUGAAGCUCUCGGACAAGCUGCCAACAGCCAAGCUCGAGUCGACGAAGCCGGAGUCUGGCCACACGUUCAGGGUAGAGCAUCUGCCGGAGAAUGCACAGAGUUUCUGCUACAAGUGCUCCGCUUCGGCUCCUGAGCAGAAGAAUGGAGUGGCACAAAGUCAGAAGGAUUCAUGCACUGUCAAGAUAAACGUUGCAGCGGCUAGUCUCGAGAGCGCUGCAUCGACAUCCGCCGCAGCGGGGUCAGUGGUGGCGCUCAUUUUUGCUUUAGCACUGACCUCAUUCUUUCUUUUGUUUUCCUUUUAA